CCCCUACGAGUUUUUAGACUUGAUGUUUGAGUCUGGAUUUGCCAAUGUCUUCGAUGAUGUUGCUUUCGCCGUUCCCGUUAUGGCCCCGGGCAAGCGCCCUUUUUCGGUGGGGAAACCCACCAAGAUUAUUGACGUUAACCUUCUCCAUGUUUCGUCCUCCCACGCCAAUGAGUUUCUUUUGCGUGAGCUUGCGAAGCAGCACGGUCUCCGACUGACCGGUGUCCUGCAGCCUUGUGGUGGAUGCCUGCAGGCGAAGGGGAAGAAGGCGGGCGUGCCUCACCAAUCGGGCACGCGCGCGGAGCGGCCGCACGAUCUUUGGCACAUCGAUCUGUGUGGGCCGAUGACGGCCUCGCUGGGGGGUUCGUUUUUCAUGAUUAUGUUCGUGGACAGCUUCUCGCGGUGGAUGAAGCUGUACGGGAUGAGGCGCAAGUCGGACACCCUCGCCUUCGUCAAGAAGUUCAUCGCCGACAUGAGUGGCACCGGUGUCCCUCGUUCUUUCCGGAUGGACAACGGGGGGGAGUUCAUCGGACGCGACUUCAUCGCCUUCUGUGACAACGCCGGCAUCCGCCGUACGUACACGGCGCCGGGCACCCCGCAGCAGAAUGGUCCGGCGGAGAGUGCGAUCUGGCGCGUGAACAAGGCCGGCCACGCCGCUCGUCUCGAGGCACCCCGCCUGUUCCCCAAGAUCGACUUCACCCGCGUCCCCGGCUUCGGGCGCGAUGGCGAGCGACUCUGGCUAGAAUCGUGUCACUGGGCUGCCGGCGGCUUCAACCGUUCUCCGACCAAGGCAAACGUCGGCCGGGGUAUAUGCGUGUGA
Molecule: messenger RNA, 817 nt
Organism: Ectocarpus sp. CCAP 1310/34
Lineage: Eukaryota; Phaeophyceae; Ectocarpales; Ectocarpaceae
Source: the annotation of a GenBank genome assembly